AUGGGCGGCGGUUCUCAUCCCAGCAUGGCUCCAGCCUCUACCUAUCCCAGACUGGCCUCGAAGCCCGUGGGAAAGCAAAUCCACAAGAUCUACACCGACAGACUGAGGCAGUUCACAGACAACGGCCAGUACAGAAACCAAGGCUUGCUACCUAAGAUCGAACCCAAGCGUGCCUCGGGCCAUCCUCACAUCAAGCUCGAAGUCUACUCUCCGCCGGACCUUUCUCGUCCCACUUUCAAGGACGCAACUUCACACGAAUUCUCCCAUGCCGAGGUCGGUCAGUCCUAUGGCCCGAGCUGGUCCACACACUGGUUCCGCGUUCGCCUUACCGUCCCAUCGUCUCUCGUCGACGAGGAGCAUCUAGAGCUUCAUUGGGACGGAAACAACGAGGGCCUCAUUUGGAAUGAAAAGGGUGAACCUCUACAAGGUCUCACCGGAGGAGGUGAGCGUAUCGAGUGGAUCCUCCCCAAGUCAUUCCGCGAUGGCAAGGAGCACAUCUUCUACGUCGAAAUGGCCUGCAACGGCAUGUUCGGAAACGCUCCUGGAGGUGACAGCAUCCAGCCACCACGCCCAGACAGGUACUUCCAACUUCAGAAAGCAGAUAUCGUAGCCAUCAAUCUGGAAGCAAGAGCUCUGUACAUUGACUUCUGGAUCAUUGGAGAUGCUGCCAGAGAGUUUCCAGAAGACUCCUGGGAGGAGCAUCAAGCCCUCCAGAUCUGCAACUCCAUCAUGGAUACCUUCAUUGCAGGUAACGGAAGCAACGACUCUAUCGCAGAAUGCAGGAAGAUCGCGAAGAGGUAUAUUGGAGAUGUCGAUUCCUCCAAAGUCUACGACUCGGACGAGCCUGCUUUGAUCACUGCUAUUGGCAACUGCCAUAUCGACACGUGCUGGCUUUGGCCCUGGGCAGAAACCAAACGAAAGGUCGCCCGUUCAUGGUCCAACCAAUGCAAUCUGUUGGAGCAAUACCCUGAGCACCGUUUCGUCGCAUCUCAAGCCCAGCAGUUCAAGUGGCUGGAGCAGCUGUAUCCCUCUGUUUUCGACCGUGUCAAGAGCAAAGUCAAGGAGGGUACCUUCCAGCCGAUAGGUGGAUCCUGGGUCGAGCAUGACACCAACAUGCCUAGCGGAGAGUCAUUAGUUCGUCAGUUCAUUUAUGGCCAACGUUUCUUCGAGAGCCGAUUUGGUGAGAGAUGCACUACUUUCUGGCUUCCUGACACCUUCGGCUACUCGACUCAGCUACCUCAGAUUUGCCGACUGGCUGGCAUGACGAGAUUCUUUACUCAAAAACUCAGCUGGAACAACAUCAACAACUUCCCUCAUUCUACCUUCAACUGGGUCGCACUCGAUGGCAGUCAGGUCGUCUGCCAUAUGACACCUGCCGAGACAUACACCGCCGAGGCGAACUUCGGCGAUGUAAGACGCAGUAUCACACAACAUAAGUCCAUGGAUCAAGACCCGACCUCGCUUCUUGCAUUUGGCAAAGGAGAUGGAGGUGGUGGCCCAACCUGGCAACACAUCGAGAAGCUUCGAAGAUGCCGUGGUAUGAGCGACAAGGUUGGCCUUCUGCCUCGUGUCAAGAUGGGCGACUCUGUUGAUGACUUCUUCGCUCGUCUGGAGAAGAGAGUCGAAGAAGGACUCGAACUUGUGACUUGGUAUGGUGAACUCUACUUUGAGCUUCACAGAGGCACAUACACCACUCAGGCCAACAACAAGUGGAACAACCGCAAGUCGGAGAUCAUGCUUCACGACAUCGAGUAUCUUGCGACAUUGGCCAGCAUUCAGGAUGUAGUCACGAAGGAUAGCAAGAAGUACAAGUACCCGAAAGAAGAUAUCGACGACAUGUGGGAGAAUGUUCUUCUGUGCCAGUUCCACGACUGUUUGCCUGGAAGUUGCAUCGAAAUGUGUUACGAUGAUUCUGAUGAGCUCUAUGCAAAGGUUUUCAAGACUGGUAAGAAGGUCUUGAACGAAGCUCUGCAUGCUCUUGGAUUUGACGAAAAAUUAUCUUAUGACAAUGAGCUUGUCGCACUGAACACUCUUGGAUGGAACCGCAACGAAUUGAGCUCCCUGCCGUCUCCUGACCAGACAAGCCGCUACGGACUACUACAAGGCGAGACUGGUAUCAACUCUGUUACGGAGGUGAAUCAAACGUCUGCUCCGGUGGAGAUCAAAGACAUGGGCAAGGAUGUCUUCCACCUCAUAAAUGGCCAGUACUUUAUCGAGAUCUCCAAGGGUGUCAUCACUCGUCUAUACGACAAACAAGCCCACCGUGAGGUCGUUCCAAAGGGCCAGAAGGCGAAUCAGUUGGUCAUCUUUGACGACAAGCCACUCUACUGGCAAGCAUGGGAUGUCGAAGUCUUCCAUCUCAACUCGAGAAAGGAGCUCCACGCAACAAGCUCGUCAAUCAUCAGCGAGAAUGGCCCACACCGUGUCGCAGUCCAGACGACAACAAAGAUAUCUGAGAAGUCAUCUAUCACAACGACGACUUCACUUUCAUUCACUCCGGAAGGCGGUCACUCGUACAUCGAGACUGAGGCAGAAGUUGACUGGCAUGAGGACAUGAAGUUCUUGAAGGUCGAGUUCCCGACCACAAUCACCAACACCGAGGCUUCCUACGAGACUCAAUACGGUAUUGUCAGACGCCCAACGCAUUACAAUACAACAUGGGAUAUGGCCAAAUUCGAAGUCUGCUGCCACAAAUGGGCCGAUCUCUCCGAGAACGGAUUCGGCGUCAGCAUCCUCAACGACUCAAAGUAUGGUUUCGCGACCUGCGGCAGCCUCAUGCGUCUCUCUCUGCUACGCGCACCCAAAGCUCCCGAUGCGCACGCCGACAUGGGUAAGCACAAGAUCCGUUGGGCAAUUCUCCCUCACAAGGGUCCUCUUGACCAUCGCACCAUUCGCGCUGGCUUCGAAUUCAACAAUCCUAUGGCAGUGCAUUCUCAUCCCAAGGCCUCAGAUAUCAAGGGCUUGAUGACAUCGUUCAAGUUGUCCAAGGAUAGUGAUGAGGGCUUGGUCCUUGAUACCAUCAAGCGUGGCGAGGACGAUGAGGAUGUCAGCCGUGGCGAUCUUCCCAAGCGUAAAGACAGAAAUGUCAUUGUUCGCGUCUACGACAGUUUGGGAGGAAGGUGCCGUGGUUCUAUUGAGGUCGGUCAAGUGCCGAUUGCGAAGGUGUGGAAGUGCAAUGUCUUGGAAGAUGACAUUGAAGAGAUUCAGCUCACCAAGGGCGCCUUUGACAUUGAGUUGAGGGCGUUCGAAGUUGCCACUUACAGACUGCAGUUGGAGUGA
Messenger RNA from Aureobasidium namibiae CBS 147.97, 3279 nucleotides. Its product is annotated as putative alpha-mannosidase I. Gene Ontology annotation, molecular function: alpha-mannosidase activity; carbohydrate binding. Lineage: Eukaryota; Fungi; Ascomycota; Dothideomycetes; Dothideales; Saccotheciaceae. The transcript is spliced from 3 exons. Gene Ontology annotation, cellular component: fungal-type vacuole membrane. The coding region runs from base 1 to 3279 and encodes 1092 amino acids. The record is from RefSeq and is a predicted model, not a curated record. Gene Ontology annotation, biological process: oligosaccharide catabolic process; mannose metabolic process.